Messenger RNA from Mauremys mutica (yellowpond turtle), 2103 nucleotides. RefSeq names its product homeobox D10 (gene HOXD10). The record is from RefSeq and is a predicted model, not a curated record. Gene Ontology annotation, biological process: regulation of transcription by RNA polymerase II. Gene Ontology annotation, molecular function: DNA-binding transcription factor activity, RNA polymerase II-specific; RNA polymerase II cis-regulatory region sequence-specific DNA binding. Gene Ontology annotation, cellular component: nucleus. Lineage: Eukaryota; Metazoa; Chordata; Testudines; Geoemydidae. Bases 366 to 1385 code for a protein of 339 amino acids. The transcript is spliced from 2 exons.
GCUGCCAGGGGUUCGGUGAAUUCGGAUUCAGCUCGUUUGGAAUAAAACACAACUAAAAAGAAAUAAAGCCCCUUGUUUUAAAUCAGCGCAGUGCGCCAGGGCUGCUUCGCAGGGCUCCGGCGCAGAGCGAGCACUUUCCCCCUGACGUUCUAGAUGUCGCUGUUGACCACAUUUCGGAUUCAGCCCGGACGGUCCCGCGGAGCACGUGACUCGCGGGGAGGUAGCGGCUCAAGGCCAUUUUCAAAUCUCAUUGGCUUGGUUGUCAUGUGGUUGUGCAGAGGCAUCCACAAUUACACAGGGUAUGUUUUCCUAGAGAUGUCAGCCUACAAAGGACACAAUCUCUCUUCUUCAAAUUCCUCCCCAAAAUGUCCUUUCCAAACAGCUCUCCUGCUGCUAAUACCUUUUUAGUAGAUUCUUUGAUCAGUGCCUGUAGAAGUGACAGUUUUUAUUCUAACAGCGCCAGCAUGUAUAUGCCACCUAGCACAGACAUUGGAACUUAUGGAAUGCAAACCUGUGGACUUCUACCGUCUCUGGCUAAAAGAGAAGUUAAUCACCAAAAUAUGGGUAUGAAUGUACAUCCUUAUAUACCUCAAGUAGACAGUUGGACAGAUCCGAAUAGGUCUUGUCGAAUAGAGCAACCUGUUACACAGCAGGUACCCACUUGUUCCUUUACUACAAAUAUUAAGGAAGAAAGCAAUUGCUGCAUGUAUUCUGAUAAGAGAACAAAACUAAUUUCUUCAGACGUUCCUUCCUACCAGAGGUUGGUCUCUGAAUCAUGUCCCAUUGAAAAUCCUGAGGUUCCUGUCCCAGGAUAUUUUAGACUAAGCCAGACCUACGCCACUGGGAAAACCCAAGAGUACAAUAAUAGUCCUGAAACGAGUUCAACUGUAAUGUUACAGUUAAACCCUCGCGGCAGCUCCAAACCGCAGCUAUCUUCUCAACUUCAGAUGGAAAAGAAAAUGAAUGAAAAUCCGAACAACCAAGACAACUCAGCUAAAGUCUCUCAAGUGGAAAGUCCAGAGCCAAAGUCCACUUUACAAGAUGAAAGGAGCUGCCUGGCUGAAGGCUCUGUGUCCAGCCCAGAAGUACAGGAGAAGGAAAGUAAAGAGGAAAUCAAGUCUGAUACGCCAACAAGCAAUUGGUUAACUGCAAAGAGUGGCAGAAAGAAGAGGUGUCCUUAUACUAAACAUCAAACACUGGAAUUAGAAAAAGAGUUCUUAUUCAAUAUGUAUCUCACUCGAGAGCGCCGCCUAGAGAUCAGUAAGAGCGUAAACCUCACUGACAGGCAGGUCAAGAUUUGGUUUCAAAACCGCAGAAUGAAGCUCAAGAAGAUGAGCAGGGAGAACCGAAUCCGAGAACUGACCGCUAAUCUGACCUUCUCUUAAUCCGUAAACUGGGGGUUGAAACAGUGAGAAAGGGGCACAGCACCGCCAGUUGCAAAAUGCAGGAGAGACUUUGAAAAAAAAAAAACCUUCAUUUUUCAUUUUUUUCUGAUAGAAUGUGACUUUUCUUCAUUCAUUUAGUGCUGCAAGUGAAUAUGUAUUACUAUGAUGAGUAUAUAUAUAUAAAAACCUAGCACGUGUAAUUUAUUUUUUUUCUCAUCGUAAUGCAGGGUAACUAUGAUUGAAUAUUAUCAUUUGGUCUUAACUUAUUGGAACUGUCGAACAUCCAAACAAUGUGACUUUUUCAUGUUUUUUCUAACAAAAUGGUAUUUAUGUGGGGGCUAAUAUACGGGCCAUAACAUUUUGAAUACAUUCAAUACGUUAAGGGGAAAAAAACUUUUGGGAAAAAAGCACAUUACAAUGUAACUAUUCUUUCAAAUGAACUUAGAAAUUGUCCUUCAUAAAAUGGAAUAGUUAAAUCUUCUCCAUUGUAGACAUUUUCUUGUGGUGCAUAUGUGGUAUAGUAGUCGUACAACAGCAAUAUGUUCUUCUUGUGCAUGUUCUAUUCGCAUGUAUAAUGCAAUAAAGUCUGUAAACUUCUACAGUUCCUUUGGUUUUCUAAAAAAUGUUUAAAAGUACAGAUUCAGGUUGGUUUCCUGAUCCUUCCUGAUCAGCAGUUGUUUGGAUUGAUGUAGCUUCUUUUCUUGUUUCUUCUCUUUUG